AGUUUUCUAUCGCGGAGGAUUACGGGAGUACAUCGCCCUUUAAAAUUAAAUGGUCCCCAUUCGUCGCCACACCCACUGCAAGCUUCUGUCCGCGUGGGCUCUGACAUGCCGCAAGGAGGUUCUGCGGUUUUUCACCUAUUUUUAAAAUAAUUUUAUAAACAAUUAUUUUAGACCGACCGUCGUUUUCAAACUCUUUUUUUCGCCAUAGUGUUUGGAAAAAAGGUUCAGCAAAGAUGUUGCAGGCUUGUUCUCCAUCGCACGAUUGGCUUUGCGACUCCGAGCCGCUGCUGUUUGACGACGAGUUUUGCCUGAGUCUCAUGAAGGAUUUGCAGUCUAUCCCCACGCCGCCCCAGUCCCCUCCGAUGAAACCCGGGCUCGCGAAGAACUUGUCCACGGUGGACCAGUUGGAGUUGGUGUCUGAACUUUUAAUGGAGGAUAAUGACUUUCUCCAACUGGACUGGAACUUUACCGGCAGCGCUUCAGCCGCGGAGGAUCCGCUCUCAGAGGACUGCCUGUGGCGCACCGACGGAGACAAACCGAUCGAGGAUAAACUCUCAGCGGUGCUCUCCACGAGUCCCUUGCUCUCCGAUAUUGACACUGAGAUUUUUGCUGAAAUCGCCGGCUCUACGCUGGAUUGCCACAAUGUGGCGCUCGCUUGUCAAGCUCUGGAGAGCGAGGACUUACCGCUGGACAGCCACGAGCAGAUCGAGUCCACGUCUGAUUACGGUUCACUGUCCACCGGAGGAGAAUCAUCUACAAGCGAUUCUGAGGAGGAGAUUGAUGUUGUGACCGUCCGGCGGUCGAGCACACUGACACGUUCUCAACACCAGCAGCAGUUGGAGGACAGCCGGCGUGAGCAGCAGCGUGCUCUCAAGCGCUGUCACUUUGAAAUUCAACAACAGCACAACUACGCCGCCCCACGGCCCGCCUCUCCUCCUCCCCCGCCCUCCCCCUGUUCCGCGCCCCCUCUCAAACGCUCCCGAGGGUCCGGUGACUCCCACCGAAGCACGCAGAGUUCAGGACGCUCUCGAAGUCUGGCCUCCCGACAGGCUGUGGACACUGAGGAUGAAGAAGAGAGGCGGAGGACGCACAACGUGAUGGAGAGGCAGAGGCGCAACGAGCUAAAGAACUGUUUCCUUAGGCUACGGGACAACGUCCCAGAACUGUCCAAUAACGACAAGGCUUCCAAGGUGGUGAUUUUAAAGCGGGCAAAAGAAAGCAUCAGAAAUCUGGAAACAGAGAACCACAGACUUACACAGAAGAAAGAUAAACUCCGAGAACGACAAGAACAGCUGAAAGUCAGACUGGAACGGCUCAAGAGACUGUGAGCGUCUGGGACUAAACGUCGCCAGUUUGAGGACUGUAACACUUUUGACUGACUGUAAAGACUUUAAUGAGGAAAUUUUGGAUUUUAUGCCACGUUAAGUUCUGUUCGGAAACACGCAUGGUCAAUGCAAGGAACGUUCUCAGUGUUGUGACUUUGCAUUGUGCAAAAGUCAUGUUCUUGAGUCUUAAUAUGAAACUGUUUCAUAUACUGUAUUUUGGAUAAAUAAUCAGUUAAAAGCAUAGUUAGCCUUAAAAGAAACAAGCCUUAGAUGAUCCUCACACAUUCUACCUAUUUGUUCUUGACACACAUUAUUUCUUGUAAUGUUUUGGCUGGAUCCAAAGGAUGUUAAAAAUAAGGGGUUGAAUGUAAAUUGCAUAUGAUUAUGUUUUUAUAGACUUAAAGUUUGCAUUUGACGUUGAUGUUUGAACUGGAAAGAUAAACUAUAUUGGAUUUCGUGUUCAUGCAUAGCUCGUAUUGUUGAGGUUUGGAGUUAAAGGGAGUGUUCAAACACUGUUCUUGACUCCAUGUGUCUUUACUUUGUCAGUUAUUGUAUGUUCCCUCCUGUUUCUUUGUUUAUCUACCUCUACCAGGAACAAACCUGGCUAUUUUAUUGCCUUCAUAAUGGCAACUGUACAGAAUAUUUCUUCAAUUUAAUUUUUUUUAUUUUUUUUUUAUGUAUAUAUCACCUGUUAAUUAUGUAUCAUAAAUUAUUUAGGCUCUUUUCUUUUGGUUCAUUUUCAGGUUUUUGAGAGAGAAAAAAAAAAGUUCUGUUCAUCCUCACUUUGUUUUAUAAAGUAAUAAAGAAUGAGCAAGAUGA
Messenger RNA from Ctenopharyngodon idella (grass carp), 2144 nucleotides. It is a transcript of the gene mych, whose product is annotated as myelocytomatosis oncogene homolog. The transcript is spliced from 3 exons. Gene Ontology annotation, molecular function: protein dimerization activity; RNA polymerase II cis-regulatory region sequence-specific DNA binding; DNA-binding transcription factor activity, RNA polymerase II-specific. The coding region runs from base 234 to 1328 and encodes 364 amino acids. Gene Ontology annotation, biological process: positive regulation of cell population proliferation; regulation of transcription by RNA polymerase II. The record is from RefSeq and is a predicted model, not a curated record. Lineage: Eukaryota; Metazoa; Chordata; Actinopteri; Cypriniformes; Xenocyprididae.